Messenger RNA from Trichosurus vulpecula (common brushtail), 1709 nucleotides. RefSeq names its product prolyl 4-hydroxylase subunit alpha 3 (gene P4HA3). Gene Ontology annotation, molecular function: procollagen-proline 4-dioxygenase activity; protein binding; iron ion binding. Lineage: Eukaryota; Metazoa; Chordata; Mammalia; Diprotodontia; Phalangeridae. Gene Ontology annotation, cellular component: endoplasmic reticulum. The transcript has 13 exons. The coding region runs from base 1 to 1680 and encodes 559 amino acids. Gene Ontology annotation, biological process: peptidyl-proline hydroxylation to 4-hydroxy-L-proline. The record is from RefSeq and is a predicted model, not a curated record.
AUGGGCCCCCCGGCGGCGCUGGUGCUGCUGGUGCUGCCGGUGCUGCCGGCCCUGGAACUGGGAGCCGGGGCCGGGACCGGGGUUCGGAGCAAGGAGGCGGGGGUCGGUCCGGGCCGUGGCCGCGGGGAAGACAAGUUCUCGGCACUGCAGAGCGUGGAGCGGGCUCUGGGUCCCGAGCGGGAGCUGCUGCGGCUGCUGGAAGGCUACGUGCGGGGUGAGGAGGCCCGUCUGCGGGACCUGCGCAGGUUCUACAACAAGGUUCUCUCUUUGCAUGAGGGGUCAGCCACCCCUGUGGGUAACCCUCUGCUGGCCUACACCCUCAUUAAGCGGCUACAGUCUGAUUGGAGGAAUGUUGUGUACAGCCUGGAAGCCAGUGAGAACAUCCGAGCCUUGAAGGAUGGCUAUAUAAAAGUGGAGCAGGACCUCCCUGCCUUUGAGGACCUGGAGGGGGCAGCCCGGGCCCUGAUGCGUCUACAGGAUGUGUACAUGCUGAGUGUGAAAGGACUAGCACAUGGGACUUUUCAGAGAGUCACCGGCUCUGAUGUCACUGACUUAUACAGGCCCAGCCAGGUUUUUCCCCUCUCAGCAGAUGACUGCUUCCAUGUGGGUAAGGUAGCCUAUGACAUGGGGGAUUACUACCAUGCCAUCACUUGGCUGGAAGUGGCCGUCAGCCUCUUCCGAGGCUCCUAUGGGGAGUGGAAUACAGAGGACGAAGGGAGCCUAGAAGAUGCUCUGGACUACUUGGCUUUUGCUUAUUUCCAGGCAGGAAAUGUUUCUAACGCCCUCAGUCUCUCCAGAGAGUUCCUUCGCUACAAUCCAAAUAACAAGAGAAUGGCCAGGAACAUCCAGAAAUAUGAAAGGCUGUUGGCAGAGAAAUCCAGUGUGACAGGACCUGAGGUGGCCAUCAAGAGACCUAAUGUCCCCCACCUGCAGACUAGGGACACCUACGAGGGACUGUGCCAGACUCUGGGUUCCCAGCCCACCCACUACCAGAUCCCAAGCCUCUACUGUGCCUAUGAGACCAACGCCAGCCCCUACCUGCUGCUCCAGCCUGUGCGGAAGGAGGUGCUUCACCUGGAGCCCUACAUCGUCCUCUACCAUGACUUUGUCAGUGACUCUGAGGCUCAGAAGAUUAGGGGGUUUGCAGCACCCUGGUUGCAGCGGUCAGUGGUGGCCUCCGGGGAGAAGCAGCAACAAGUGGAAUACCGCAUCAGCAAGAGUGCCUGGCUGAAGGACACUGUGGACCCGAUGUUGGUGUCCCUAGACCACCGAAUUGCAGCCCUCACCGGCCUCAAUGUACAGCCCCCCUAUGCUGAGCAUCUCCAGGUGGUGAACUAUGGAAUUGGAGGACACUAUGAACCUCACUUUGACCAUGCAACAUCACCAAGCAGCCCUCUGUACCGAAUGAACUCCGGGAACCGGGUUGCAACCUUCAUGAUCUAUCUGAGCUCGGUGGAAGCUGGAGGGUCUACAGCCUUCAUCUAUGCCAACUUCAGUGUCCCAGUUGUGAAGAAUGCAGCCCUGUUUUGGUGGAACCUUCACAGGAGUGGUGAGGGCGAUGGAGAUACAUUACACGCUGGCUGCCCUGUCCUGGUUGGAGACAAAUGGGUGGCCAACAAGUGGAUCCAUGAGUAUGGGCAAGAGUUCCGCAGACCCUGCAGCUCAAAGCCUGAAGACUAGUCUGAGUGCAGAGGCCUCCUCCUGGGAGC